AUGGAGGAUAUAAGAUUGUCACCAAGGUGUGGAGCUAGUGUGGUGCUGUUUAGAGGGGUUUUUGGUGCUGGUCUGCUAUGCUCUGCUGCCUGGGAAUCCUCCAUAUCCGGACAAGGGGUCACUGCAGUCCAUCAUUCCUUGCUCCCCGUGCAAUUCUUAUCUCUCUGCUGUGCCUGCUGUGCUAUGACAAAUUUAAGUGCAUAUUCUAUCUCCGACACGAAAUCAGUUGCACAGACAUAUGCCUUCCUUGUUAAGUGGCUGAUUGAUCACCCAAAAUACCUCAAAAAUCAGUUGUUCAUUGGGGCUGAUUCUAAUUCAGGCAUAACUGCUCCAAUAGUAGUUCAACAUAUAGUAGAGGGAAAUGCUGUUGGGGAGAGGCCACGCUUGAAUCUCAAAGGCUAUAUUCUUGGGUGCCCGCGAACAGAUGCAAUUAUAAAUGAAAAUUCAAAAAUAUCAUACUCUCACCGGAUGGGACUUAUAUCCGAUGAACUUUAUGAGGAGACCAAAAUAACUUGUAAUGCUAAUUAUUAUGAUGUGGAUCCAAACCAAGCAGAGUGCUUUGAAAGCCUUCAAAAGAUUGCAAACUUGAUUCAUGAUAUAAACAAAAAUGAUAUAUUGGAACCAAAGUGUACUUGGGCAUCCCCAGAUCAAAAUGGAGAAACCGAUAGACGAUCACUAGAGCAGCAAUCGGGAAAUUUCAUUCUCUCACCUCCCAAAAUUCCAGAAAUGUGGUGUCGCAAUUUCAAUUUUGCACUCUCCUAUAUUUGGGCAAAUGAUGAGAGUGUCCAACAAGCCUUGUAUGUUACAGAGGGAAUAGUUAAAGAUUGGAAGAGGUGCAACAAGAACUUGGAUUACACACUGAAUGUGGAAACUGUACUUGAUGUUCAUAAGAAUCUCAGUUCAUAUGGUCUCCAAGUUCAUGUAUACAAUGGUGAUCAUGAUUUAACUGUACCAAAUACCGGAACUCAAGAUUGGAUAAAAUUGUUAAAUUUAACUAUUGUUAGUGACUGGCGGCCAUGGCUAGUUGACGGCGAAGUUCGAGGGUGAGUAUAUAAAAACAUUUUUUCAAUUUUAAUUUCAAUU
Camellia sinensis is the source of this 1083-nucleotide messenger RNA. The record is from RefSeq and is a predicted model, not a curated record. NCBI's taxonomy places the organism in Eukaryota, Viridiplantae, Streptophyta, Magnoliopsida, Ericales, Theaceae.